AUGACGUCGUCUCAAAGACACUGUAAGUUCAUUUUUAAUUCCAUUUAGUGUUGACGCUUAUUUUUACUUUUUGUAUGUCUGGAAAGAAAGUUCUUGGUAUCUUUUGUUUUGUAAAGUAAGUUCUUGCCAUUUUUUGAUUUGUAAAGAAAGUUCUUGCCAUUUUAUGUUUUGUAAGGAAAGUUCUUGUCAUUUUUUGUUUUGUAAAGAAAGUUCUUGUCAUUUUAUGUUUUGUAAAGAAAGUUCUUGCCGUUGUUAUGUUCGUAAUGAAAAUUUUAAUGAUUUUUAAAACUUUAGGUACAUUACUGAAAAUCCUCUGUGUUAUACUACUAUGCUGCAUAUUAUACUACAUGACGUCAUUGCCAGCCGAAAGACUGAUAUUUAUAACUGAAUGUUCGAGGAUAAACCAAACUCCAGAAGCAGCGGCCUAUACUAACAGGACCAUUAUUGUGAUAACACCAACUUACAUGAGACCCGAACGAAUGGCUGAUUUUACUAUGUAAAGGCUCUUUUUAAGUUUAGUUUUAAGCUUAAAAAGGAAUUUUAGGGUUAAAAAAUUAUUUUGGGCUUAAAAAUGUACUUUAGGUUUAAAAAUUAAUUUUAGGCUUAGAAGUAAAGUUUAGGCUUAGAAAUGAAGUUUAGGCUUAGAAAAUGUAAUUAUAGACUUUAAAAUGAAUUUUAGGCUUAGAAAUGAAGUUCAGGCUUAAAAAUUAAUUUUAGGUUUAAAAUAGAUUCUGUUUAAAAAAUGCAUUUUAGGCUGAAGUUUAACAAAAAUAUUUUAAAAUUUUGUUUUUUUAGGUUGUCCCAGACCCUAAAACACGUUCUCAACGUGUUCUGGCUGGUGGUAGAAGAUGGAGAUUACAGAGUAGACAAAGUCGAACAAGUGAUGAGAAGAACGGGGCUGGACUACGCUUACAUCAACACUACCAAUGAAGGUUUACCAUGUAAGUUUAUUGUGUGUUCGUGACACAUUUUAUAGAAAAGUUGUUUUUUGACUCUGUAAAGAAAGUUCUUGCCAUUUUAUCAUUUGUGAGAAACUUGUAUUAAACUGCAGGCUGCGGGUGACAAGUUAUACGAUGGACAACUAAAUCUUUGAAUUUUUGAUUUGUAAAGAAAGUUCUUGCCAUUUUACCAAUUUGUAAGGAAAGUUCUUUUAGGCCGUGGCUGGGCCCACCGUAACCGCGCUUUGGACUGGAUUCAGCAGCACCGUGCCCAAUUCAAUUCAAAUGACGUUGUUUACUUCGCCGACGAUGACAAUGCUUAUGACAUACGAUUGUUUACAGAGUAUAUAGCCAAUGUUAAGGUUAUGGGCGUUUGGGCGGUCGGUAAGAAGUUUUUCAAAUUUUAAAAUUUGAAUUUAAUUUGAAAUAUUUUAAUUUUUUUUUGAAAAUUUAGAAUUUCAGGAACAGCAGCUGGAGCCACGGUAGAGAGUCCAAAGGUGAGGAACAACAAAGUGGUUGGUUGGAACGUUUAUCAUCAACCGAAGAGAAAGUUCGCCGUCGAUAUGGCUGGGUUUGCCAUUAAUAUUGACAUGUUGAUGAAAAGCAAGUAAGUAAAGCGUAGAAGUGUCAAGAACUUUCUUUACAGAACAUAAAAUGGCAAGAACUUUCUUUACAGAACAUAAAAUGGCAAGAACUUUCUUUACAAAACAUAAAAUUGCAAAAACUUUCUUUACAAAACAUAAAAAAGCAAAAAUUUUAAAAAGUGGAAGUUUGAUGGAAGAUUUGUAAUGUAUUUUGCACUAAAAAUCUUCCACCAAACUUGCACUUCCAAAAUGGCCUAAAAACACGUUUUUGACAUUUUUUAGAAGUGGAAGUUGGGUGGAAGAUUUUUAAUGUAUUUUGCACUGAAAAUUUUCCACCCAACUUCCACUUCCAAAACGUCUUAAAAAUGCCUAAAAAACGUGUUUUUAACAAAUUUUAAAACUUAAAAAAAUUUCAAAAUUUCAGACCCCGUCUAACAUUGCACUGUGCAGGCAAAACACCGGAAGACUGUUUCCUACAGCAAUUGAAGAUGGAAUGGGACGAAAUGGUACCAUUUGGUGAUGGUACCGGCGAGAUUUUUGUGUGGCAUCGACAGACUGCUACCAGAGAAUAUCAUACGGUGAAUACGAACGGCUACUUUAUUGAAAAACGGAAGAAACAGCCAAAGCUUUGCGAACUGUUAAGGGAUAUCAACUGGAUGACGUACGAGAAAGCGGUCAGGGUGAGGGAUCAAGCAUGA
Bursaphelenchus okinawaensis is the source of this 2220-nucleotide messenger RNA. NCBI's taxonomy places the organism in Eukaryota, Metazoa, Nematoda, Chromadorea, Rhabditida, Aphelenchoididae. The record is from the annotation of a GenBank genome assembly.